CAUGUAUUUGAUCAUGGAUUAUAUAUGGAUGAAUGGGUUAUAGAUUAUUUUAUAAAUGUAGCCAGGGAUUAUAAAUGGUCUUUCCAAGUUGAUAAUUUUGUAAAAAGUUACCAAAUAAAUGUUGAUAAUGUGAAUGACUUGACAGAAAAUAUGAAUAUCCUACAUGAAUAUUACAAACAUCAACUUGAACCUGUCUUGAAUGAUUUUUUAAGUGAGAGUGAAAUGGAAUAUACACAAUUUGCAAAUAUUUGUAGAGAUCCGAUAUAUCAAACUAAAAUUAAAAAUUAUCAAGAUCUUUUAUACCCCAUCAUGGCUAUCUAUGACAUUCAAAUAUUUGAAUUAAUGCUAAGAUCCUCUCACAAACCCUCUGACUUAAUAUCAUUAUUACCAUUGAAGAUAAGGGAAGAUUUAAUUAAUCAAGAACUUUAUCUAGAACAAAUAUUAGAAUUAUCUAAACAUACAUACGAGUUGAGGGAACAAGAGCUAACCCAUAAAUUUGAAUCUGACAUCGAAAAGACUAAGAUGCUUUCCAAAAACGAAUAUCUUAUAUACCAAAAACGUCUCAAGAUCGAACGGAAGAUGCUCGAAAAAGCUCUUGAAUUGUCUAUCAAAGAAAUUGAAUUACGGGAAAUUGAAGAACGCGCCUACUUAACUGGGACAUCGCUUGAAAAGAUUACUAAUAAUGGUAACAUUCCUAAUGUCUCAUCACCUCUACCGGAUUCGGAACAAUUACUCAUAAAUUUUGACGAUGAAAAUGUGCCCAAUACUUCCAAGUCAUAUGCUUUGGAGCAGCAGUCCUUGGAUCGGAAAAAUGCGUCAUCUAAUGAGGAUGAGGAAUUAAAGGGGUCUCAAAAUUCCAAAACGGAUAUCCUAGAUAUCCCCCAGGGCAACGAAUUGAAUCCAUCUUCACACAUAUACGAAACUCGAAACGCUGAGAAACUUAGUCUGCAAGAACUAAAGGCUAGAAAGCUUUACUUGCUCGAUAGGUACGACAAAAUAACGAAAAAACUUCAAAAUCCUUCCAAAACUUACGACGAUCAAGUCAACACGCAAGUUCAAGAAAUCGAAAAUUUUUCACAGACUCAGGAGAGAAAUCUAAGUAAAUUUCAAGAAGAAUUGAACGCUAAAUUGAGGGAAGAAUUGCUGAAAAAAUGUUGAAUCCAUCCCUAAAAAUUGUACUAAAUUUUUACACUUUUAAUAUAAUUACAAGCUUUAUAUUUUAUCAAGUUUUUUCUUAAAAUCGAUAUUUAUUUAUAUUAGUUUUUUUCCCUUCUAAUGUCUUUAAAAUUGGCAUUCUCUCCCUUACAAGGAAAAAUAGUGAUUUAUUGCCCCAUACAUACAUUACCAGUGCAAUAUUUAGAUGGAAGAUAAACUGUUCUACAUCAAGUGCAAUAAGCGUAUAUUAAAUUUUUUAAAGUCAUUCCUAAAUAUAAACUCUAAAAUAUUCAAUAUUUUUAUUUUAGAUACUUUUAUAUUUGUUAAAAAUAAAUUUUUAUAGAUAUUUAACCAUUUUUUUAAAUUCAGAAUAUUAUUAGAUUUGUUUUCAUAUUAUUAAAGUAUUUAUUAGUAAACACACGACACGUUUAUAUGUAUAUCGCAAAUUUUAUGUCCGUCCCAACCUGUUUGUCCUAAUCUAAAUUAUAUUUAUUUUAAAAUAUUUAUAAUAGUGAAACAUAUAUAUUAUUUAAAUUAAAAUUAUUACACCGAAUAAAAAUACUUGACUGAAGAAAAAAAUUAAU
Messenger RNA from Gordionus sp. m RMFG-2023, 1739 nucleotides. RefSeq lists its product as uncharacterized. The record is from RefSeq and is a predicted model, not a curated record. Gene Ontology annotation, cellular component: axoneme; ciliary base. NCBI's taxonomy places the organism in Eukaryota, Metazoa, Nematomorpha, Gordioida, Chordodea, Parachordodidae. The transcript has 7 exons. The coding region runs from base 25 to 1158 and encodes 377 amino acids.